AUGAAGUUCUUCGCUCCUCUUCUCUUCGCCGUUCAGGUCAGCGUUGUCUUCGCCGUCCCUCUCGCCGGUCCAACUGUUUCCCUGGACUCAGCAACUGUGACUGGAGUAACUGAAGGACGUGUGUCUAGGUUUCUUGGUAUACCAUAUGCUCAGCCUCCAACCGGAGACCGCCGAUUCCGUCCACCAGAGCUGCUGUCAUCCUACACCGGAUCUGUCGAUGCCACCUCCGCAAAACCAGCCUGUCCACAACAACGAGAUAAAGUUCCUUAUGUUUCUGACGGGCUUCUUAAAGAGGUCAUCGAUUAUCUCAUCAAGACCUAUGAGACGAAUACCACUCCCGAUAGUGAAGACUGCCUCAAUAUCAAUGUGCUGAAACCUGUUAACGCGACUACCGACUCCAAACUUCCGGUCUUGGUGUGGAUCUUUGGAGGUGGAUUCGAGGCUGGAUCAGCCAACGGAGAGGGGGGCCAUGGCAUUGUCGAGCGUUCAAUCGACCUGAAUGAUUCACUUAUCUUUGUCUCAAUGGAUUAUCGUGUCAAUGGAUUCGGCUUCCUGGCCAGUAAGGAGGUAAAGGAAGCCGGCGUAGCGAACCUUGGUCUUCGUGAUCAAAGAGAAGCCUUGCGAUGGGUCCAAAAGUAUAUCGGUGCCUUUGGUGGCGACCCUACGAAAGUCACAAUCUGGGGUGAAUCUGCCGGAGCCAUCUCUGUGGGGCUGCAAAUGGUCGCUAACGGUGGUGAGACCGAGGGGCUUUUCCGCGCCGCGUUCAUGCAGUCUGGGGCGACGAUUCCAGUGGGAGACAUAUCUCAUGGUCAAGUCUAUUAUGACCAGCUUGUAUCGACAACAGGUUGUUCGGGGUCCCCUGACACGCUUGCUUGCUUGCGCCAAGUUCCGUACGAGAAACUGUAUGACGCGAUCUCCGACACCCCCGGAAUUUUCAGUUACCAAUCCCUCCAUUUGGCGUGGUUACCGCGAGUAGAUGGAGACUUCCUCGGUGAUUCUCCACAACGGCUUGCACAGCAAGGCAAAGUUGCUGAUGUUCCGUUUGUGUCUGGUAAUUGUGAUGACGAGGGAACUGCCUUCUCCCUGACUAGUCUCAACGUGACCACUGACGAUGCAGUCCGGGAAUAUCUGAAAACUGUUCUCCUACCCCCGGACGUCCCUGAUUCAGACCUUGACGAGCUCAUGCGGGUGUAUCCAGCAGAUAUCACUCAGGGUUCUCCCUACGACACCGGACCUUUUAAUGCCCUAACACCUCAGUUCAAACGUCUCUCGUCGGUACAAGGCGAUGCAGUUUUUCAAGGUCCUCGCCGAUUCCUGCUCCAAUCGGUCAGUGGAAAACAAGAUAUGUGGUCAUUCCUGAGUAAGCGCCUGAAAUACUUGCCAUUCGUUGGAGCCACACACGGAACAGACAUCCAGAACGUCUUCGGAGGUGGUGACAUGGCCGACUAUCUCAUACGCUUCGCUGCAAUUUUAGAUCCUAACGGAAGUACUGGGAUUCCCUGGCCCAAGUAUACCACGGAAUCGCCAAAUAUGUUGACCUUCCAGGAUGGUCUGCCGAGUUUGGUAAUUACACAGGACACAUACAGGAAGGAAGCGAUGGAAGUCGCUACGAAAAUCCUGUUGGAACAUCCGCUGUAG
This is a messenger RNA of Marasmius oreades (fairy-ring Marasmius), 1638 nucleotides long. RefSeq lists its product as uncharacterized. NCBI's taxonomy places the organism in Eukaryota, Fungi, Basidiomycota, Agaricomycetes, Agaricales, Marasmiaceae. Bases 1 to 1638 code for a protein of 545 amino acids. The transcript is spliced from 15 exons. The record is from RefSeq and is a predicted model, not a curated record.